Molecule: messenger RNA, 3170 nt
Organism: Anarrhichthys ocellatus (wolf-eel)
Lineage: Eukaryota; Metazoa; Chordata; Actinopteri; Perciformes; Anarhichadidae
Gene: hacl1
Product: 2-hydroxyacyl-CoA lyase 1
Exons: 17
Coding region: 104-1855 (583 amino acids)
Biological process (GO): fatty acid alpha-oxidation
Cellular component (GO): peroxisome
Molecular function (GO): magnesium ion binding; thiamine pyrophosphate binding; catalytic activity
Source: RefSeq, a predicted model, not a curated record
AACUCAGCAGACACUUAAAUUGUAGUGCACCUAUACGCUGAAACUUACGUCCUGCAGGCACACAGCAGUGAAGCAACUCGUAACUAGCAGCCUCUGAACAGCCAUGGACGAAGUGACAGGAGCUCAGCUGAUCGCCGAGUCGCUAAAGGCUCAGAAAGUGGAGUACAUGUUUGGGAUAGUCGGCGUUCCUGUCAUAGAAGUGGCCAUGGCAGCUCAGGCUGCAGGGAUCAAAUAUGUGGGAAUGCGCAACGAACAAGCGGCGUGCUAUGCAGCAUCUGCCAUUGGAUACCUCACUGGGAGACCAGGUUCCUGUCUGGUGGUGUCUGGACCUGGACUCAUUCAUGCUCUGGGCGGAAUGGCCAACGCUAACAUGAACUGCUGGCCAGUGGUUGUUAUUGGAGGCUCCUCAGAUCAAAACCAGGAAACAGCAGGAGCCUUUCAGGAGUUUCCUCAGGUGGAAGCAUGUCGCCUUUAUAGCAAGUUUUCUGCCAGACCCAGCAGCCUGGACGUCAUUCCUUCAGUGAUAGAGAAGGCAGUUCGCACCAGCAUGUAUGGGCGUCCAGGUGCUUGUUAUGUGGAUAUUGCAGGGGACAUGGUCAAUGCUAAAGUGGACAGGAGCAAAGUCAGAGUUGUGUCCUGCUGUCCAACUCCACCUGUGAGUUUGGCUCACCACGGAGCAAUCGCUGAAGCCAUAUCUGUCUUGAAAGCAGCUAAAAGACCCUUAGUCAUCAUUGGCAAAGGAGCAGCCUAUGGCCGAGCAGAAACGGCCCUGAGGGAGUUUGUGGAAAUGAUUGGUCUGCCAUUUCUGCCCACCCCCAUGGGGAAAGGGGUCCUACCUGAUGAUCACCCCAACUGUGUGGCUGCUGCCCGCUCGAGAGCUCUUCUCCAGGCUGACGUUGUGCUUCUGCUUGGAGCCAGGCUGAAUUGGAUGCUACAUUUUGGUCUGCCACCUAGAUUCAACCCCAAUGUCAAGAUCAUCCAGGUGGACCUUUGUGCUGAGGAGAUGGGGAACAAUGUGAGCCCUGCUGUUGCUCUCCUGGGAGACAUCAACGCUGUUGUCAUUCAGCUGGUGGAGGUCGUCCGUAAAGACGGCUGGAAAUAUGCCUCUGAUUCAGAGUGGUGGAGCACACUGAAGGACAAAAUUGUUGCUAAUGCAAAAAUAUCAAAGACGCUCGCUCUUCAGUCGACAGUGCCCAUGAACUACUACACAGUGUUUCAUCACGUUUCCCAGCUGUUGCCACAUGACUGUAUCAUCGUCAGCGAGGGUGCAAACACUAUGGACGUAGGACGCACUAUGUUGAACAACUACCUACCUCGACACAGGUUGGAUGCUGGUACAUUUGGAACAAUGGGAGUUGGCCUCGGCUUUGCUAUAGCAGCAGCCACUGUGGAGAGGAGCGAGCAUUCAAACCGAAGGAUAGUCUGUGUGGAAGGAGACAGUGCCUUUGGAUUUUCUGGCAUGGAAGUUGAAACCAUGUGCAGGUAUAAUCUACCUGUGGUCAUCAUUGUGGUCAAUAAUAAUGGCAUUUACAGCGGAGUGGAUCCUGAGACGUGGAAAGAAAUGGCAAAAAUGGGAGAUCUGACCUCUAUUGCCCCUCCUGUGACCCUCCUACCCGAGGCACGCUAUGAUGAGGUCAUGACGGCGUUUGGAGGUCGAGGGUUCCUGGUGAGGACGGUGGAGGAGCUGCGCAGUGCUUUACAGCUCAGCCUGAGUGACUGGGAGAGACCAAGUCUCCUAAAUGUGCUCAUUGACCCGUCCUCUGACAGAAAACAGCAGGUAACUGUCACCUGUCAGGAAUGUGUCUUCUCAGUCAUCCUGAGAAGUACAGGUCAAAAUGAAAAAAAUCCACUGUAGUUUUAUUGUGAAGGAAAUCCCCAGCUGUGGGAAUGCCACGCCCCCUGGUGGUUGAGCAUGUAAUUUAUGCUGCAUUGUCACUUUCCUGCUUCUUAAAAAACGCUGUUGUGUCUGCUUUUCUCCAACAUGGUCAAUGCCCCAUCCAAGGGGGCUGGGACUUCAUCUGGCGACGGUCAAAUGUGAAUGGUUGACACGGUCCUUAUUCACGUGGAGACAUGGCACCUCCACCGGAUAAACGUUGAGGGUUUCCCGUCUGUCAUUACAACGGAAUACCUUUAGCUUCAUAAUAUAUUUCCAUAGCUAAAUCCACAUGUCCAGAAUUCUGUGCAGUCCCAGAUUGGCCAACCUUAUGGUCCAGGACCUAUAAGCUGCCCGAAUCCAUGACCUAUGCAGAAUUGUUGCAGACUACCAGAGAGUCAGGAUUAAUGUGUCAUGAACUUGGCAUUGGUCAUAACGACUGAGAUCUUAAGUCUCGUCUGGUACCACAUUUUAUCGAGUUGAAUUGAAAAGUAGAACAGAAAGGAGAUGUCCAAUGACAUUGAGAGUCACAGCAGUAAAGCCAGGCGUGAUUUAAAAGCAGCAGCCACUCGGGUUCAUGAGUAGUGCAGAGCAAGAAACAGCUUGGUGUUUACUUGGCUCUCGUCUCAUCCUUAUAGGGCUGCGUGACCGACAUGCUUUACUGAACAGUAAUCCGCACACUCCAGGUGCACUGCAGAACUGUUGUAUUCCUCUCACAAUCCCUCCACCUCACACUAACCUGACCUUUCUAUUUCAGGUUCCCCAUAAUUAGAAAGCGUGGCCCUCUGUGUUUAUGUUGAAUGUAUCCAUGCAACCCUUCGCAGACAUGUUUGAAGGCUGUAUUGAGGGCUGUAUCCAUGGUGCUGAGCUCUCUGUGACCAGGAGAAAGAAUUAUCACCUUGUGAGAUGUGCUGCCCUCAUUGUUUGCCUCCUAACUGUUAUCCAUAUUCAGAUUUGAAGUUGAGUUUUAGGCAGUGGAGGAAGAACUGUUUAUGUUGUCUGGUAAAAGUCAGUUUUGGAAUGUGGAGACUGAAUGGACUCAACAUAGAGCUGAUAUAUGUAUCGGUCAAUCAUCGUAGGAGGUCUAAUAUAAUGCUGUCUUGUCUGCAGGAGUUCCCAUGGCUCACACUCUCCAACUUAUAGACUGAAAGAAGGAUCUGCCUCCUGCUCUGUCCAGAACAUUAUCAGACCAGCAGUGACUGUUUUCCUCAGUAAACUCAAACUGGGAAAAUAUAUAUAAAUAUUAUGUGAUUGUUUCCAUGAAAUAACAACUACUUUUUUUUUUUUUUAAAUGAAU